CUUCUGUGUGGAAAACUAGAAAGUGGUCGUUUCCGGAAAGAAAAUGCAUGGAAGAAUCAAAGUGAAAACAACUGCAGAGCAACAGGAGGCCAAAAGGAAGGAAAGGGAAAAAAAGCUGAAAAUCUACAAUGCUGGAACAGAGGCGGUCUUCCAAAAAAGAAAAAACAAAGAGUUUGAUGAAGAGGGCUUGAAGUUAUCGGGGGAACUUCUUGGUGUCAAUCCUGAUAUAUAUAGUUUUUGGAAUUUUAGAAGAGAAAUCUUCAUUGAUCUCCAAGACAAAAGAGAGGAGGCAGAGUUACAGAAGCUGUUACAAGAUGAGCUCCAUUUCCUAGAAGCAUGUCUGAAAGUGAACCCAAAGUCCUAUGGGGCAUGGCAUCAUCGUUGUUUUGUCAUGGAUGCCAUUCCAGAACCUGACUGGGGGAGGGAACUCCACCUGUGCAAUACCUUCCUCAACCUAGAUGAGAGAAACUUUCACUGCUGGGACUACAGACGCCAUGUCGUGCUACGCUCUAAUGUGAACCUGGACGAAGAACUACAAUAUACUACGCAAAAAAUUCAGUCCAACUUUUCCAACUAUUCCUCGUGGCAUUAUCGGAGUAAGCUGCUGCCUGUGAUACACCCUGACUCUAGUCACCCAGUGGCUGUACAGGAAGACGUUCUGCUGAAAGAAUUUGAGGUCGUACAGAAUGCCGUGUUCACAGAUCCUGAUGACCAGAGUGCAUGGUUUUACCAGAGGUGGUUGUUGGGUAGAGGUCAGAAGAAGCUACAGAUUUGCUGUGUCCAUGUUUCAAGGGAUCUCCAGAGGAUCGUUGUUCUGUUGUCACGACCAGUAAUGAUGGGUCAAGGUCACUGCCUCACUGUCAGUAUCGACACCACCCCAGUCGCAGGGAAAUGGAGAACGAUCACUGGCUCCAGGAUGUACUCCACUCUAUGGGUUAUUGACCUACCUGACCAGAGUUUGCCAGUGGACAAACAGGCUUCAAUUGCGGUCACUCUGAUGGACGACCGCUAUUGUACUAAAUUCUCUGAGGGCCUUCAACUGAUGCCAGACCAGGAGGAGACCUGGGCUGUAGCAGAAUUCAAACAAGGAAGUCGCUUCAGCACUGAACUGAGUGCAGCAGCUACUUCCACCAUGGCCCAGGAACUGGAAAGCAUCCGCGAACUUCAAUCCCUGGAGCCUAACAAUAAGUGGGUACUGUUGACUAUGAUCCACUUGAUGAAGGCUAUCGACCCAGAACACACUAAAUAUGCGGCUGAACUGGAGGAAAGUUUCAACAAACUUGCUGCUGUCGAUACGAUGAGGAAAUCCUACUACUGGGAUCUAAGGAGCAAGUUCUUGAUAGAGAGUGUUUUAGAGUCCCACGAUUCCAAGGUACGGGACGUGAAGUUGUGUCAACGAGGACUUAGCUGUCUGUAUCACACGGAUUGGAUGGUCCUAGUUACCUCCAUUGACCUUUCCCAGAAUUACCUCAAAUCGGUACGAAGCUUGUCUGAUCUCCAGUGCCUGCGAAGUCUGAACCUUGACAAUAAUCAGCUGGCUGAUUUACAAGGACUGGCAUUUUGCAGGAGACUUACAGAUUUGUCUGUGAAGAAUAAUUCUAUAUGCAAUGUUGAAGUGUUUGAAGAACUUCGAACAUGUGUCUUCCUAAAGAAGUUGUCAGUAGCGGGAAAUCCAGUAUGUGCCAUAGAAGAUAAUGUAACAAAAAUAUGUGCGCUCAACAAAUCACUCCAAGUUGUUGAUGAGCAGGACUCCAUAGGAUAACAUGAAGACUGUGAUUGUUGCUGGUAUAAAUUAACUUUCUGUGAUGUUGUAUAAUCUUGUUACUAUUGCUGUCAUUUGUAUGGAAAUUUUGAAUCCAGUAUACGAAAACUGAAACCCAAUUCUUAGUCAUUUAAAGAGCUUUAAAGAGCUUUAAAGUAUGAUAUGCAACUUACAUUUGACCUUUCUAUGGCAAUAUCAACAUUUAUAAUGCAUCAACUUUAUUAAUUGAUCUAAUUUCGCUCGGCAUUGCCACUUAUUAACCCUACCAGUGAUAACAUUCAUAGGCUUGACUGUGAUGUCAGCACCGUUUUGAUGUCAGCAUUGUUAUGUUGCUUCAUCAAGACAUUAGGUAAAACUCACCCUUUCUUGUAGAUGACUUGACCAUUUAUUUAAAUAACAAGUAUAAUUAAUAUAUAUUUAUUUUGAUAUGUUGCAUAUCAUCUUGAUAAACCUACAUUAACUGAAGGUUGUGAUGAUUGCAGUAUCAGCUUCAUAGAAGGCUUAACUCAUUCAACCCUGAAGACACAUUUGAACUCUUCCAAUUCAAAGGUUGGAAUAGUUCAUUAUGAAAUUUCAGGUGUGAAUGGAGGAACAAAGAACAAAUUUUUGUUUUGUGAUGUUGUUAUUCAUGCAUUGUUGGAAUACCCUCUGGUUUUCCGGUGCUACUUUUGCUUGCAAUCUAGGUAGACACAAAACCUUGCCGGUACCCAAGUACCUUGUGACUGCCUUUCUACUUAGGCCAAAAAAAAAGAUUUUUCAAACCCCCAAGUGGCGCAAAACGCUGCCGGGGUUUGCUCUGUAACCACUUUGUCCACUUCCAGUGCUUCCCCAUGCACGAAAGCCUUCUGGGAAAAUUAAGGCUGCACACUGUCUUCAAAAAUAUGAUAGCAAAUCCUACGGUAUCUGUAAUUAUUACAGUUUACUAGUGAAAUAUCAUGAAUUCUCCAUUUGAUAAAAACAUAUCAUAAUGCAGUGAAGAUAAACGAAAUGUUUUAUCUUCACAUGUGAAGGCGUCACUCUUAGUAUUGUGCAAUCUGAACGGGACAUUCUAUUCUCUGCGUAGAUUUUCAGUGUCAAGUUGAGAAGAAGCGACGGCAGAAUAAGUGGUUAUGUUACAUCUUUGCAGCAUACAUAAUUGUUUUUACAUAACUACACUAUUAAUAUCAUUUUUUGCCUGGAAAUCUUCCCAGACAAUACCAACAAACGGCAAAUUUAAAGUAAACACCUAUUCAAAACGGCGCUCUGCAUUGUUGUCAAGCGUGACCUCAUAAGAACUUGGCGUCAAACAAUACGCUACACAUGCCCGCCCUUUUUCUGAUGUAGCAAUAUUUGCGUGGGAUGACGUGAAAAAAUGUAAGAAGACGGUUGGUAUUUUAUUCAGAGGUACAAUAGAAAUAUUUGUAACAAUCGCUGCUUCUCUUUCUCAGAAGAUGACGUUAUUACCUAAUUGUUGACAUGUAAACGUGCAUUUAAAAAAUGUACAUUUGCGUGCUGUAUGACAAAAUAGCAACAACAGUGCUAAAUGCAAAAUAAAUGCACUUAAUAAUUUAUAAGAUUAUUAUUAUAAUUAAAUAAAUUCAAGUAUCCUCGAGGUUGUUGAGACUGUCAGUCAUUUUCAUAAAAAAAGAUUUGGUGUCCAGCAGCUUUGCCGCAUUUUCUUGUUGUUUCAGGUAAAAUGCCUGAAAAAAAUAGCACAGGUUGGUAGGCAAGUAAUUUUAUUUCAAUGUAAAUUUUCAAUAUUUGUGAAUUAAUAUUCUGCUUUAUUUCAAAGUUUACAAUGCAUUUGCACACAUUUCAAUGGCUAUUAAUUUGUCAAGAAUAAGGUCAGACUCCCAGAACAGGAAGAAAGUACAUUUUAAUGAGUGGUUGUGAUACUAGAACAUUGUAGUUGAUCAAAUAUCUAGGGUCGGCAGUAAAAUCUAGGGUAGGUCGGGAUACCUGAAACACACGUUUUUUAAAUUUUGGCCUUACCCAUAUAGGGCACAUCAAAAUUAAUGUAAUAUGUUGGAUACUGUAUAAUCAAACAAAUGGUUCCAUCACACUUUGUCUAUCCUAAUCUUUGAAAUUGAGAUCCAGCUGACACCUGUAUGCCAAACAUCACUUUUACAUUAGAUAAUGUCACCUGUUACAUUAAAGGUGCAAGCUACCUCACUGUACAAGUGUGAAAAACACCUCCUUUUUAAAAGAGUUCCACUCUAUAUAUAUCAUGUGAAAUGUCUGCCAUGAAUAACAUUCUAGUAUUAAUCAUUUCACCUCUAUGAAUCUUUAGGAAACUCUACCAUGCAUUGAUUUGGACGAGUCCAUUAUGGUCUACAGUGGUGAAAGGGUUAAUACAAUGAAUGAUACAUACAUGUAGAAAGGUAUGCAAGAAAAGUAUUGAAUCAGUGUUGUUUAAAGGGAGAUAAUUCUUACACAAAUUGUAGGUAUAAUUACUAGAGGGUUACUGCUAUACCAUUUAAUGCCUACAUUUCAUCAAAUGAUUUCUUUUUUUACAUCUCAAUCUACAGCAAGAGAAAUUGAAGUGCUACAUUCCUUGUAUUAAUAAGAAUUUAUUGUGAUCAUUGUGAAAUCUUUAAAAAAAAAAUGCAUUUAAAUAUCAAACUAAUCUGCAUCAUGAUGCUGAAGUCAUUGUAUGAUUAAAUAAACUGUAUCACAAUCA
Molecule: messenger RNA, 4421 nt
Organism: Mizuhopecten yessoensis (Yesso scallop)
Lineage: Eukaryota; Metazoa; Mollusca; Bivalvia; Pectinida; Pectinidae
Product: geranylgeranyl transferase type-2 subunit alpha-like
Exons: 13
Coding region: 44-1762 (572 amino acids)
Biological process (GO): protein geranylgeranylation
Cellular component (GO): cytoplasm; Rab-protein geranylgeranyltransferase complex
Molecular function (GO): protein binding; zinc ion binding; Rab geranylgeranyltransferase activity
Source: RefSeq, a predicted model, not a curated record